Cuscuta campestris is the source of this 1605-nucleotide messenger RNA. NCBI's taxonomy places the organism in Eukaryota, Viridiplantae, Streptophyta, Magnoliopsida, Solanales, Convolvulaceae. The record is from the annotation of a GenBank genome assembly.
UCGUUUACGAUCCAUUUAGCAGGCGGCUCGCUUUUCCAUUUCUUCGUUCUUGAGACCUCGAAACCCUAGCUCCUGGUUUCUUCAAAAGCUUUUCCUCGGAAAUUCUACCGCGAUUUUUAAAUCAAGGAUUCUUCUAAACCUUUGUUCUGUUUUUCCGAAAUCAAGAUUUCCGAUUAGUAAUUUUUUUUUAAAAAAAAACAAGCUUUUCGUUUUAAAUCGAACUUCAAAUCGAUCCGAUCUGAGGAUGUCGAGGUGCUUUCCGUAUCCUCCACCCGGCUAUACGAUUACAAGAAGCAAUGAAGAAGCCGCCUUGAUCGAAUCGAUUAAGGUUUGUUGAAAGAGCACCUAGAUUUACAUGUAUUUAAUGCUCUUUGUAUCGGCUGCUUUGUUGAUGCUAAUCGCCUUGUGCGGGCUACUGGGAUUGGGAUUUGGUGGGAUUGGGAAUUCGGGGAGGGUGUUGUACUGACUCAUGUCCUGUGUGCGUAGGGUUUUGUGUACUUUGGGUUCCCGAUUUGCAUAAAUGUAUCCUGCAUAUACAGAUGCUUAGGUUUAGGCCUUAGGGUUGUUUGAAUUUGUGAUGGAAAGAAUUGAAAAUCAACUUCUUGAGUUUGCAUGGGCUUAGAAGUGGUUUCAUCUAUGACUUCCAGUGAAAUUCUUGUGUUUCAAUGCCAAUUCAUCUCAGCCAGGUUGUUUUUUUGUCAUGUGUCUUUGUUUUUAACUAAGACCAAAGCCCUAUCACUGGAAAGGGGUGGCUGUGAAACUUUUCUUUUUGCGGAUCAUCAUUCGUGGGAUAAACUUCAUUGCCUUGGUUUUACUAUGGACCCCUUUUCGACCAAGUUGUGUUUGGUAGGGCUUAUCCUUAAGUAUGGAGCAAAUGGGAAGGAACCAAAUGGGUUUUAAGCUUUAUUUUCCUCCAACACUUGAUUUUUUUCAUUUCAAUUAAGGAAUUAAUUUCUCAAAUUAAAUGAAUUUUUUGGUGUACAAAGAAGAAAUCCAUUCCAAUGAAUUUCUGAAGUGUUGUCUAAGCAAUAACCUCAAUUUUACAAAUGGGAUGUACCGACUUUUUUUGUGCAAAACUGUCACUUAUUCAUACUCAGUGACAUUUAAGAUCAACUAGUAAGUGUUUUGUGUUGGAAAUCUUAGGAUACAUUUUCUGUGCAUUACCAAUUUGUUUGUAAAAACUUCAUGUUUUUUUGGGAGUAUUCUUCUGUUGAAACCAUUGAAAAAAAAUCACCUGUACAUCCAUCUAUUUUCAUUGUCUGUAUCGAGCACACUUUUUUUUGUGGUCCUUACUCCAAGUCUCCAACCUAGUGUACCCCUUUCUUUGGCCUCAUAAGAUUUCAUCCUUUUCACUUGUUUCUAUGGUAUGACUGAGUUUGAUCGGCCAGGAGUGUAUAAGUGGAAAAAUAUUGUCAAUAUUUUUGAACACUGCAUGUUACUUGUGAUUGUGAAGAGUAAUGAGGAGGAGCAUUAAGCUUCGUAUAAACAUCCUGAAAAUGUUAUUGAGGAUCUUUAUCUAUAUCCUUGUCAUGCUGGAUUUGAUCCUCUUGCUCGAAAUUCUAAAUUUGUUGUCCUGGUUCCCUAAAGCUCCAAAAGGAGAGGGAG